AUGCAAACGAGCCCUUGGCCGGAAACGCACGAAAGGGAUACCAAUAAGGCUGAAAUAGGCGACGGAGAAGUACUGUCGCAGCGACGGAGAACAGGCAGUGAAUAUGAGAACGCUAAUGGAAUGCCGGAUUCAUGCGGAUUCAAGCGGAUUCACGAACGCACUCCGAGGAUGUAUUUCCCGUUUGAAGGCGUUUCCGCUGAACACUUUCCGGGAGAAAUCUUGAAUUUUGAAGGGCGAAUUGCACAUGCAACCUCUCGCAACUCUCGCAAUGACAGGGGGCUAAAAACAAACGAAAUCCUGGAUGCCCUGUGCAAGAGCUUCCUCCCGAUGAACGUGUCUGCAAUCAUCUACACGACUACGGACGAGAGUUUCGGUCGCAACACGGCCUCCGCCCAGUACUUUUUGCAACUGGCUGGGUACUUGGGCAUCCCCGUCAUCGCCUGGAACGCGGAUAAUUCAGGACUGGAACAGGCCUCCAUGAGUGGGCUGAGAAUCCAAAUGGCGCCGUCCAUCCAUCACCAAGCGGCCGCCAUGUUGUCUAUCCUGGUGAGGUACCAGUGGCACGCCUUCACCAUCGUGACGUCACACAUCGCCGGCCACGCUGACUUCGUCCAGACGGUCCGGGACCAGGUGCACCAGUACGAGGACCCGCAUGACAUCUCCAAGCCCAAGAUCAAGUUCACCAUCAUCGACACCGUACUCGUGAACCGCGCUGAGGACGACCUCGGAGUUAUCGCCGACAGUGAGGCCCGUAUCAUGCUCCUCUACUCCACCCGCAUGGAAGCCGCGUCCAUCAUGCGGGCGGCCGAGAAACUGGGCCUGACGGGCAAGAACUACGUGUGGAUCGUCACGCAGUCGGUCGUCGGCCCCGAUAUCCACGCGCCGUCGGCCUUUCCCGUCGGGAUGCUGGGCGUUCACUUCGACACAAACGACGACGCCCUUCAGGAGGCCAUCGUCACCACCAUCAGGAUCUUCGGCUUCGGCGUCCUCAACUUCCUCAGCGACACCCGCAACGAGCACCUCAGCCUCAAGCCGCAGCUCUCUUGCGAAGGCCACACGAACGCCAGGUGGAAGCUCGGCGCCACUUUCUAUAGGUACUUGAAGAACGUGAGCAUCCCCUACGACAAAGUCUACGAGAACUACGACGCAAAGAGGGUCGAGCGGUUCGGCUUGGUCGAGUUCCUGCCCGACGGGACACGCAAAGACGUCGAACUCAAGAUCAUGAACUUACGAGACGCCGGAACACCCGACAGCAGGAAGUGGGAGGAGAUCGGCACAUGGAACUCCUGGGACCCUCAGGGCGUGACGAUCAACGACAUCGUGUGGCCGGGAUACCAGCACGUUCCCCCGCAGGGCGUGCCUGAGAAGUAUCACCUCAAUAUCGUGUUUCUCGAGGAACCUCCAUACAUCAGCCUGGCUUCACCCGACCCAGUGACGGGCCAGUGCAACGCGAACCGUGGCAUCCUCUGCAGAGUUGCUACGAAGGCAAUGAUGGCCAACGUGACCAACCAGACUCUGGCGCAACAGAACAGUACCUACUACCAAUGUUGCUCGGGAUUCUGCAUAGACAUGUUGCAGAAAUUUUCGGAUGAGCUUGGCUUCUCGUACGAUCUCUUUCGUGUUGAAGAUGGCAAAUGGGGCACUCUUGAGGGCUACAAGUGGAACGGUCUGGUCGCGGCUCUCAUGAACCACAAGGCGGACAUGGCACUGAGCAGCUUCAAGAUCAAUUCGGAGCGAGAGAGUGUCAUAGACUUCACGGUGCCAUUUCUCGAGUCCGGGAUAGCCAUUGUGGUCGCCAAGAGAACCGGAAUUAUCUCACCGACGGCGUUUCUGGAACCGUUCGACACUGCCUCGUGGAUGCUGGUCGCCUUCGUUGCUAUACAAGUGGCUGCUCUCACUGUGUUUCUCUUCGAGUGGCUCAGUCCCGGAGGAUAUAACAUGAAGGUUGCCCCUCCCCGCGACCACAAGUUCUCUCUCCUGCGGACGUACUGGCUAGUGUGGGCGGUGUUGUUCCAGGCCGCCGUCCACGUCGACUGUCCGAAGGGGUUCACAGCUCGAUUCAUGGCCAACAUCUGGGCCAUGUUCGCCGUGGUGUUCCUGGCCAUCUACACUGCCAACCUGGCCGCCUUCAUGAUCACGCGAGAGGAAUACCAUGACUUUUCGGGCAUCGAGGACCACAGGCUCCAGAACCCGUACGUGAAGAAACCCCCCUUUAAGUUCGGCUACGUGACAUACACCAAUACGGAAACCAUCCUGAACAAGCACCAGCCCGAGAUGUUCCGCUACAUGAAGGAAUAUAGCAAGUCGAGUAUCGCUGCUGGAAUCAAGGCUAUUAAGAAAGGGGACCAGGACGCCUUCCUCUACGAUGCCACUGUGCUGGACUACCUGGUGGGCCAAGACGACGAGUGCCAGCUGCUGACGGUGGGCACUUGGUAUCACAUGACGGGCUACGGCAUCGCUUUCCCGAGAGGAUCCAAGCACACGGCGCAGUUCAACGAGAGACUCAUGUCAUACAAGGAUAACGGAGACAUGGAGAGGAUACAAAGAUUCUGGCUGACGGGCGCCUGUAAACCCAAGAAACAAAACAAACGAGCAUCAGAACCUUUAGCCCUGGAGCAGUUCUUGUCCGCUUAUCUCCUGCUGUUCUCUGGGGUCCUGCUGGCGCUGAUCCUGCUUCUGCUCGAACAUUUCUACUUCAAAUACGUGAGACAACACUUAGCCAAGACGGACUCCGGAGGCUGCUGCGCGCUCAUCAGUCUGAGCAUGGGUAAAUCGCUGACGUUCCGCGGCGCUGUGUUCGAGGCCCAGGACAAGCUGAGGCGCCACCGCUGCCGAGACCCGCUGUGCGACACCCACAUCUGGAAGGUGAAGCACGAGCUCGACAUGGCCAGGGUCAGGAUCAAGCAGCUGGAGAAGGAGCUGGAGUCCCACGGCGUCAAGCCCAGUAGGAAGUUCGCCAGCAGUUUUCUCAAUAAUGUAGCCAACCUCUCGCUCCCUGUACAUAUCCCGGAGAUACUAGCCAGAUAUGGACACUUCAAUGUGACAACUAUGUGGACUUUUCAUAGGUUUACGGAACCAGCGUACUUAAGCCAGCUGCCAGUCAAAAGUCACAUUCAGUCACCUCACAUGAUUCUCUGA
Messenger RNA from Penaeus indicus, 3138 nucleotides. RefSeq names its product glutamate receptor ionotropic, NMDA 2B-like. Bases 1 to 3138 code for a protein of 1045 amino acids. Gene Ontology annotation, cellular component: plasma membrane. Gene Ontology annotation, biological process: monoatomic ion transport. The record is from RefSeq and is a predicted model, not a curated record. Lineage: Eukaryota; Metazoa; Arthropoda; Malacostraca; Decapoda; Penaeidae. Gene Ontology annotation, molecular function: NMDA glutamate receptor activity. The transcript has 19 exons.